AAUAUCAAUAUUGUUGCUUGGCGAACCCGGCCCAACCCAGCCUGGAACAGCACUUGAUUCUACAUUUUUUUCGUUAAUCAAUUAGCCAAGCCACCAUAUAUUGAUUAUGAUAUAACGAUAGCUAGCCACUCUCAACCCAUCUCUCCCGCCGUCUACCUUUCUUCCCCCUCUCUCUCCUCCCCGCAGAUCAUAUAUAGCCCGCCGAUCCAUCAGCUGAAGAAGAGAACAUAAGCCUACAUCUUCUUCCAUACACACCACCCAGCGAGUUAUAAGCUGCUUAUAAGCUAGCUGCUGCUUGUUAGAUCUCGAUCGCCGAGGCCUUUUCUUGGUCGAAUCGAGCUCGAAGCUAGCGACCCGAGCAGAGCAGAUGGCGGCUGAGGAGGCGAAGAAGGUGGAGGUGGAGACGACCACGGCCACCAAGGACAUCGCCGAGGAGAAGGCCAUCGUGCCCGUGCCCGACAACUCCAAGGCCAUCGUCGCCGUCGUCAAGGAUGCUGAAGGUACAAGAGGUUCAUCUGAAAGAGAUGCUUAUCUCACCAAGAUUAUGUCUGAGAAGAGAACAACGCUGAUCAACGCCUGGGAGGAGAGCGAGAAGGCGAGAGCCGAGAACAGGGCUGCCAAGAAUCUGUCCUUCAUCACUUCAUGGGAGCACGCCAAGGAGGCGGAGAUGGAGGCCGAGCUGAAAAAGAUCGAGGAGCAACUGGAAAAGAAGAAAGCGGCGUACAAGGAGAAGCUGAAGAACAAGCUCGCGAUGCUCCACAAGUCGGCUGAGGAGAAGAGAGCGAUGGCAGAGGCGAAGCGGGGCGAGGAGAUAAUCAUGGCAGAGGAGAUGGCCGCCAAGUACCGCGCCAAAGGCGAGGCCCCCACGAAGCUCUUCGGGCUCCUGAAAGCAUGAUGACCGUGUAUCGAGGAAGGCAUCGACACUCUUGAUCUACAGAGCGUACAUAUGUUGGGAUUGUUACUUACAGAUUUCGUGCAUGACUUGUUAGUGGUGUGUGCGUGUACAUGGUUGUGUUCUGGAAGCCAUUGGUGUGUGUGUGUGUGUGUUUUGCUGUUGGGAGGUUUGGUAUCUGGUUAAAUUUGUAAGGGAGCUGUGUAUAAGCGUAGGAGUGCAGGCCUGAUGGAUUGAUACAUUUAUUCUUUUGAUGUAAGUUUUGUUCGUCGAAGCAUCUGUUAGUGUGUAGUAUUUAAUAAAUACAGUCUUAUUUGCCCCA
Messenger RNA from Triticum aestivum (bread wheat), 1214 nucleotides. Its product is annotated as remorin. The record is from RefSeq and is a predicted model, not a curated record. Lineage: Eukaryota; Viridiplantae; Streptophyta; Magnoliopsida; Poales; Poaceae. The coding region runs from base 368 to 895 and encodes 175 amino acids. The transcript has 5 exons.